Sugiyamaella lignohabitans is the source of this 1713-nucleotide messenger RNA. RefSeq lists its product as uncharacterized. Gene Ontology annotation, biological process: mRNA processing. The record is from RefSeq and is a predicted model, not a curated record. Gene Ontology annotation, molecular function: mRNA binding. Bases 1 to 1713 code for a protein of 570 amino acids. The transcript has a single exon. Gene Ontology annotation, cellular component: spliceosomal complex. NCBI's taxonomy places the organism in Eukaryota, Fungi, Ascomycota, Dipodascomycetes, Dipodascales, Trichomonascaceae.
AUGUCGCGGUCAAGGUUUGGGACUGGUAGACCGUUUAGUUCCCCUCCAGUAAAUGGGAAGACUAGGUCAACGCCGGCACCUGCUGCAUCAGGUAGCGCGGUCUUCGAUUUUUACCCCAUGACCCCCGACGAACAACUGAGGACAUUCUUUAUUGGUAAUUUGCCAAAGGGUAUCCCCGACGAUAGAGUGAUUGCAUUUUUGGAAUUAAUAUCUGGUUUUCAGAAAUUUGUUCGUGUAACCAAUGCUAGUGGAAAACCAUUGAAUUUUGGGUUCGUAAGGUUUGCUACUCCCCCUGGUACCAAGGUCGCCCUAGACGUGCUUCCGGACGUGGAAUAUACAGAUAAUGAUGGGGCCAGGAGUAAGCUGAAACUUUCAGUUGAGUCCAACACACUUGAAUGGCUAUCUGUUAAGUUUCCGCAUAUAACGCCUGAAGUUCAUCAAGGAUCGUCUAAAAGAGAUUUAGUGACAAAGGUCAAUUUUGUAAUUUCUAAAUGGCAACAGGCAUCAAGAGAAUCAAAGAAUGACGAAAAUCCAGAAGAUUCUAUUGAUGAAGGGGAUUUGAUUGAGUUUCUUAACCAGUCUAUUAAGGGUAGUCAAAGUCAGGAAUUUGCCUCAAGUGUCAGUCCUGCAAUGGCCGACGUAUUAAGGAAAGAAAUUAAAGCUUUCAGAGAACAGGCGUUACGACUUGAAAAGGCAAGGAUUUUAGAGACGGAGGCCUAUGAAAGAAAAAAACAGCAAGAAUUGGAAGAGAAGUCUGCUAAGUUGCUUCAAGGCAGCUUAGAAAGUAAGGCCACAAAUGGAGACUCAAUUAUUACUAGCAGUGAACUGGGUCCUUUAAUGAAAGAAUUUGAAGAAUAUGAUCUCUCAGAGGAAGAGCUGCCUCUGGUGGACGAUGAGGGUAAUAAUGAGCAACGAGAUUUGAAACUUGAAACAAAGCAGCUUGAGAGAUCCCGCGAGGAUCGAGAGCGGCUUUUCAGAAAACGCCAAGAGCGCUGGGUUAAUCGUGAACUUGCUCACUUGGAAGCUGUGAAACGGGAAAAGGAACGUGAGUCGAAUAUGGAAGAACGACUUAAGACGGCACAAGAAAAUGCAUUGCGAGAAUAUGCCUCGUUUUCAGAUUAUGAUCCCCAAAGUAUGCAAAAAUACGACUAUUACUCUGAUCAUGCGCAUUGGUCUAAGGAAAGAAAUUCAUAUCGACGAAGAGAAAUUGAACGUGAUAACAAUGAUAUCGAGGAUGAGAGGAAAGAAAAUGAGGCUCUUCCAGACACCGCUAUACGGACAACUGCUGUCAACAAAAAGAUCUCUCUAUCCUUAUCUACAGCGAAAGAUCGCAAACAAGUUGAAAAACCAGUGCAGCCUCUUAAAGAUAAUGAAGUUAAUGCCAGUGAAAUCAUUGCUCAAUUGAAAAACGAUAUUGAGAAUAAGGAGAAUAUAUUUGACUGGGACGUCCAGUGGGAUUCUUUAACGGAAGACAUUUUGUCAAAUACCUUGCGGCCAUUGGUUGAAAAUCAAAUUUUAGAGUAUCUCGGUAUACAAGAAGAAGACCUCGUGAAUUUUGUAUUGGAUCAUCUCCGUUCGCAUAAGCCUGCUGGGGAGCUGGUGUCGGAACUAGAAAUGACACUCGACGAGGACGCCCCUGUUUUUGUACGAACCUUAUGGAAGCAAUUGAUUCUUGAAAUUGAAAUGGAGAAGCGACUGAAACCAACCAACUGA